Microthlaspi erraticum is the source of this 342-nucleotide messenger RNA. NCBI's taxonomy places the organism in Eukaryota, Viridiplantae, Streptophyta, Magnoliopsida, Brassicales, Brassicaceae. The record is from the annotation of a GenBank genome assembly.
AUGUUCCGCUCGGCCAAAUACUCCGUCCGUCUGAAGUCUCGGCCAAAGUCCAAAACCGACCGGCCGAUCACGCAUCACGACCCGGGAAACAUUGCCCGCGGUCGGCCACGCCACAACCGCCACGCCCGCCGCGCACGACCAUGCCGCGCGAGCCGGGAAGUAACGCCUCGCGGCCGCGCAACCCGUUCGCGUACCACGGCCGAUGCAUCCGUCCGAGCCGGGGCCGAAGAUUGUCCCCACGACCGGCCGAGAACCAUCGGCCACGAAUCUCUAUCCCGGGACCGUCUUUUUGAAGCCCAUUUCAUAUUUUCAAGGCCCGGCUUAACCCUAAGCCGCCUCUAG